This is a messenger RNA of Rhopalosiphum maidis (corn leaf aphid), 892 nucleotides long. Its product is annotated as endolytic peptidoglycan transglycosylase RlpA-like. The record is from RefSeq and is a predicted model, not a curated record. The transcript is spliced from 4 exons. NCBI's taxonomy places the organism in Eukaryota, Metazoa, Arthropoda, Insecta, Hemiptera, Aphididae. The coding region runs from base 19 to 693 and encodes 224 amino acids.
ACUUUGAAAUCGCUUUCGAUGCUGCUUAUGAUACAGUCUAGAUUGACAAAAUUAUUUGAAUGUGGAAGAUCUGAAGCAAAAAUGAAGGAAGCUACAGUCAUUUGGGCCAAGUUAUUUCUUUUACUCAUAAUUUUAGCUAAACCUCUCGGUCUUAACGGUCACAUCAGAUGUAAGCACCUCGGAAACAAUUCAUGUUUAAGCAACACCGAAUGUUGUUCUGGUUAUUGUUAUAAAGAACCCGGUUGGGGAAUGGGAGUGUGUAAAAGACCAAAAUUUUCCGAAUAUGAUGGUUCAGAUACCGAUAACGUUUGGGAAAAAGGCAUUUGUGCGUAUUACAAAGGAGACGAAAUAACUGCAAACGGUGACGUAUACGACGAAUACGAGUUGACUGCCGCUCACCGGACGUUGCCGUUCAACACGAAGGUCAACGUGGAGAUCAUGGGUGCCAGUGUCGUGGUCAGGAUCAACGACCGCCAGAAUACAUCGAGCAAAAAUUUGUUGGACAUGUCUUUCGCGGCGGCCGAGGGUGUAGACAUUACGAAAAAAGGCCCGGUACCGUGUCAAAUAACAGUUAUGAACGAUGUAGGAUGCACUCCAAAUUUGGCAGAAACGUGUCAGAUGGACCACGAAUGUUGUUCAAAUUACUGUUUCAAACAAAUGUUCGCUACAGCAGGGUUUUGCAUAUCGAAAUAAUCCGGUCUAUGAUUAGCCGGUGGAAAUGAAAUAGAACAGUGUUAUAAUGCAUGACUUACUGGUUCAAUUUCCACAUUUGGAUAAUUCUAUACCAUCGUAAUAAUUAUAAUAUAGAUAGUAGAUAACAUAAUAUUUGUUUUAGGAAUAAUUGAUAGAUAUAUACUUGUUCGAAAAUCAUCAUAAAAAAUAUAUAAUGUAA